GUAAACUAAAUAACAAACACAGGCCAUGACAAACUGCUUUGCCAACAAUUUAAAAACUCCAACUGUUUAUUUUCUAUUUUACCAAAUAUAAAUGGAAAGUAAAGUGUCUAAUUUCCAAGCAGAAGACCCUUAUUCUUCGGAUCUAAUUGAGAAAAUAUCGUUCAAAGCAUGUGAAUUAACGAUUCAAGUUAAGAAACUUUUAAAAGGUAAACGUGAUGCAGAUCUGCACUUAGAAAUACUAAAGAAAAAGUUUAGCAUACACUUAGAAAGAGUUCGAGAGUCUUUAAAAGAAAAAAGAAAGUGGAUUGAAAAUGAAAAAGUUACAGUUGGUGAUAGAAAAGAAUCAACAAAAAAUGUGAACUUUCUUCUCCAAAAAAAUGAACAGCUUCUUACAUUAGUGGAAACAAAUGAUGGAAUUUUAGAUCAACCUGGUUCUGAAAAUGAUGCUAUAAAACAAGCAUUAAAUCAGCUAAAUAAAGCUAUUGAAGCUGCAAAGAACUGUAAGUUUGAAGCAGAGAAAUCAGAAGAUGAACUUAAAAACAGUAAUGAGACAGAUAUUCAUCAGUAUGAGGAACAAGUUAAAUUAUUGAAAACUGAACUAAAGGUAAAGAAUAACAUAGAAAAAGAAUCUCAGAAAGAACUCACACGAAUGAAAACAAAGCUUCAAACCCUAGAUCAAGAAAUUGAUUAUAAUAAAGUUCGCAUUAAAAAUAUUCAAGAUGAGAAUAAGUACCUUAAAAAAUACAAACGACUAGAGUCAGAAAACCUUGAAAUCCGAAAACAACUAAGACAAACAAAAUUCUCUGCCAUAGAUGAAUCAAUUUUAAAGGAGAGAGACAAUGAAAUAUCGCGACUGAAAAAGGAAUUGCAGAUUUAUCGAUUGGAGCUUUUAAAUAGAGAGAAGAAUUUUAAUUUCGUUUUCACAAAGCAACAGCCAGUAAUUAUGGAGGAAUUGUGGCCUAGCUCACCCAUACGAUAUGACUUAACUGGUAAAAAGCUCAGAUGUCUAUCCUAUCCAACAUCACCACAACUUCCUUCGCUUCCAUCAACACCCGCUAUGCACAUGCUUCGAAGAUAAAGGUUUUGCAGUUCGCAUGUUUUUAUCGAUGAAAUCUGGAAGAUCUGUAAAAAUAUAAAUCUAGGUAUGCCAUAACGCAUUAAUUGGAUCAAGUUGGAUAUUUUAAAACCGUGUUUCUCAUUAGUUAAAGCUAAAUGAUUUUGUUAUUGGGCCGAAAUUGAUGGCCUAAAUUCGAAGUUAUAGCUCUAGUAUAAAUUCAGCUUUCCUUUGCAUCUUGAAAUAUCCCUCCACAAGAACAGAAAAACGCAUUUCUCCGGUACACCGUAAUAAUCUUUGAAUAUAUUUAUUUGUUGUAAAUUUUGAAAUAUUUUCUGUUUUUGUCACCUAAUGUAAAUAUAUAGACCAGUAUAUGACAAUAAUUUCUGAGUGAAGCGGAGGUCAAUUUAACAGAACUUUUAUAUAUAAUACAUACAACAUGAAACAUGAAACCGAAGAUAUUGAACGUGCAAAAAUAAAAAUAAAAAACAGUGAAAAGUUGACAUUUGAUUAAAAAUAACAUGAGUAAAAUUUAAUCCAUCACAGUAUAUUAUGAGAGAUGUUCAUGGUACGAUUUAUGCCCUUAAUCUACGUAGCUAAACAAAGCAGGCUAGAUUGUAAUGUUAAAAAACAUAUUUUGGUUCUAAUAAUAAACGAUGCGGAUGACAGCCGGGUAUAAAAAGCGUUACGUUCUCUGAUCAUACCAGCAUAGAUAUACAAUAACAUAAAACUAAGAUCCAAGGAAACGAUAAUUGAUUUAGUUUAUGACUUAUUAUGAUUCUUGGGAAUGUUUUUAAAUUUUUAAAAUAUUUUUGUAUUUUUUUACGAAUAUUUUGAACUACUUUUGUAAAUAUAAAUAACAUUGUGAAA
This is a messenger RNA of Hydractinia symbiolongicarpus, 1924 nucleotides long. RefSeq lists its product as uncharacterized. The transcript is spliced from 3 exons. Bases 92 to 1078 code for a protein of 328 amino acids. The record is from RefSeq and is a predicted model, not a curated record. Lineage: Eukaryota; Metazoa; Cnidaria; Hydrozoa; Anthoathecata; Hydractiniidae.